AUGCACUACAAAACGAAGGGCUCGUUGCGCAGGCACCAGAACCAGGAGUGCGGCCGUUUGCACCGCUGGAGCUGCCUCUAUUGCUCGCACAGCGUCAAACAGCGGUACAAUCUGAUGAUACACGUCGCCCACAGGCACAAGGACCGGUUCGCGGAGUUCCGCAAGUGGACGACGAUUAACGAGGCUCUAAUUUCAGAUUACAUGGAAUUCGAUCACAUAUUCGUCCCUCCGACGUUCGACGAGUUCCUGCAGGCGCCGAAGCCGUCGAAGAAAUCGAAAGAGGGCAAGAACUCGUUGAGGAAGCCGCCGGAGAGCGGCCCGCCGCCCUGCCGGCCGGGCUACAGCCCCGACUCGCAGUUCGCCUGCCGCCACUGCGGCAAACGGUACAAAUGGAAGUCGACGAUGCGCCGGCACGAGCAGGACGAGUGCGGCGAUCAGGAGCCCAAGUUCCAAUGUCCCUAUUGCCCCUACAAGGCGAAGCAGAAGGGCAAUUUGCGGGUGCACGUGCGGAAGCACCAUUCGCCGAACGCCGACGACGGGCUGACGGCUUUCAAGAAAGAAGUCAAGUCUGAUUAA
This is a messenger RNA of Phyllotreta striolata, 576 nucleotides long. NCBI's taxonomy places the organism in Eukaryota, Metazoa, Arthropoda, Insecta, Coleoptera, Chrysomelidae. The record is from the annotation of a GenBank genome assembly.